Molecule: messenger RNA, 1227 nt
Organism: Pollicipes pollicipes
Lineage: Eukaryota; Metazoa; Arthropoda; Thecostraca; Pollicipedomorpha; Pollicipedidae
Product: synaptic vesicle 2-related protein-like
Exons: 9
Coding region: 1-1227 (408 amino acids)
Biological process (GO): transmembrane transport
Cellular component (GO): membrane
Molecular function (GO): transmembrane transporter activity
Source: RefSeq, a predicted model, not a curated record
AUGAAUUCAGUGGGCGUCGUCCCACCCGUCAACGGCGCUACAAUCCCGGAGCCGCCGCGCCUAUCCGCGGCUACGGCCGACUACGGGUGUCCGUACGUCACAGACGGUUGUCCGCCCGGCUUCACGUUCCUGGCGCUGGUCACGGCGUCGGACGACGUAACCGUCCGGCUCACCCUUCGCGGCGAAAAGUCCUGGCCCAGGGACGCGGCCCCGCUCCUGUCGCUGCCCACCGCCAAAGGCCUGCGGGGGCUGCUCUUCGAUCCCGGAGUGGUGUCCUCUCGGUAUCGGCGUCAGGUCAGAUCAGGCCCGCAGGACGCGGUCAUGGUGCUGCGGGCGGCGGCCCGGCCGCCCGGCUAUCAAGACAUGUCGGUGCUGGAGCAUAACGAGGCUGAAACCAGCCCGCCCAUCGGCGCCAGUUACGAACGUGACCGCGCAGAAAAGUUCACCGUGGACGAGGCAGUGAGCAGCAUCGGCUUCGGCUGGUUCCAGGUUCGCCUGUCACUUAUGAUGGGCUUCAGCUGGGUGGGCGAGAGUAUGGAGGUGAUGCUCCUUUCGGUCCUCUCGCCGGCCCUCCAUUGCGCAUGGCAGCUCUCCAGCUGGAAGCAGGCCUUCCUCACGACCGGCGUCUUCCUCGGCAUGAUGUUCGGAGCCAUGUUCUGGGGCUGGUUCAGCGAUAAGUACGGCCGGAAAAAGGCCCUGGUGACGUCUGGAUGGUUUCUAUUCUACUUCGGCCUGCUGUCUGCGUUUUCGCCGACGUACACCUGGCUGCUGCUUCUCAGAAGUACUAUGGGCUUCUUUAUUGGAGCCCUGGCGCAAGCCGUAACGCUCUACUCUGAAUUUCUUCCAACAAAGCAAAGAGGAAGCUGCAUCUUAUUUCUUAAUAUGUUCUGGGCGCUGGGCAGCGCGCUGGAGGUGGUCCUGGCGCUGCUUCUGAUGCCGGAGCUCGGCUGGCGUUGGCUGUUGGCCCUCUCCAGCGUCCCGCUUCUGAUGUUCGUCCUCUUCUCCCCGCUGAUCCCGGAAAGCGUCCGAUUCCACGGGGCCUGCGGGCGCCCUGACCUAGCGCGAGCCGCCAUUGACAAGAUGGCCGCCGCCAACGGACGGCCCGCGCCGCGCGGUCAGCUGACUAUUGACGACACGUCAUCAGAGCGGCGCGGCCAUGUGUGGGAGCUGCUGUCGCCGAAACUUUGGUGGACCACGCUGCUGCUCUGGUGCAUCUGGGAAGCGUGA